GAUUGCUUUGCCUGGUCACAGUACAAGGCAAGCCUCUUCUACAUCUUCAAGCUUGCGGUCCAUUACAAGAUGUCAUUAACGGUAUCUGAAAUGAUGUCGGAGCAUUGGUAUGUUGUGUAAGCGCGCGCAAUAUCUCUUUACGUUGGUCCAAUUUCACUGCCUUCGUCAAAGCUGCUACAUGCUAUCCUGAUAAAUGCUACUCCAUGGAGAAUAAUCCCUCGCAUAUUUCUGAUCCUCUUGAGGCUAGCUUAUAAAACGUUAACCGUGGUGCUGGCCUGCUGCUACCACAACAUAAUGACACACUGUCAGAUCUAUCACGAAUUGGGCUAAGAGUUUUGUGUUACAAAUUACCCGCAAGUUUGGAAAUGUCUCUUCAGCAUGCCAUUCAGAUGGUAACCUCGAAGUAACGACAGUCAAAUUAGAAUCUAGGCGGACAAUUUACAAUUCCCUGGUUUUUUAACCGAAAGUUGCUUCAUCACAGAUCCCACUUCGAUGCACCAAGAAAUAAUCACUCAGACGCUGGAAGGUUGUUCAAUUAGAAUUGCCAUUAAUUAAAUCUUGCGAGUUAACAUUUUGUGGGCCCCUCGAAUGGUCUCAAUGGGGUCCGUGAUGGGCGGCGUAGCCCACGAUUGAGAGGGGAAAAUCUCCUGUGCUCCUGGUUUUAACUUUGUAUGACGUUGACGUGCCCAGAUGAACCCAAAGUGCGGGUGUGUCGCUCUGGCGCCUGUUUUGUUUUCCCCCAUCUCUUCACACAAGCAGUUCUCAGGUCGAGGGGCAACCAUGUACGACAGGGUUCAGAAUCCUUUGAGCAUGUCCCCAAUCUGACCAAUCACAUGCUGACGGGAGCAGCGCUAGAGCGCCUUCCACUUACAUGCUUUAGGUGCUUUAGGUACUUUAGAGCCUUACUCCCCUUGGACAACUUGAGGCGAAGACCAUGAUUUAAGUGCCUCCUGGAAUCCCUCGAAGAGAACCAAAAUAGGUACAUCACAACGUCUGUUAUUCCUCACCAAAGCCGAGUUUAUAAUCUCCCCAGAUCCGAACGUAACGUCAGUCUAUUUCGAGUGCCUCAUCUCUUUAAAGCUAUCUGUCCCGAACAGACAGUCACCUGUCGUCAGCUACAACGCAAUUUCAAGGUCUUCUUAUUGAGACUGACCCCACCACUUCUUCAGACCAUCAAGUUGAUAUAUCUUCAUCAGACUCAGCAACAGCAGCCUCAGCUACAACAGCUACCACACUCAUUAGUCCACCGACAUCCACAUUCCUUCAACAAAAAUCCGAAUCUUCAACUGCCACUGGUCUAUCGUCACCAGCCCCUGAGCAAUACACACCAUUUCCGGUCCUCAACAAGAGUGAACUUGACACAGAUUGGUCCUGUAUCACGAAUUCAGAAGCUCAAUCAGGCAACUCACUUGAACUAAGCAUCCACCCAGGGCAAACGUUUCCCGGUAUUGAAAAUCUUGAAUAUAAAAUUCCCAUUCAUUCAAAUUCGCUUCCGGCAACUAUGUCUACUCUUGGUAUUCAGCAUUAUGACCCACGGUUUGAUGCCGGUGUACGGCCAUCAUACACUUGGCCUCAAUUUGAGAUGAACGAACAAUUCAUCCAACAACAUGAUUUGAGCCCACAUAUGAGCCCACAUAUGAGUCCUGGGCAACUAUCACCGUACAACGAGCUUAAGCCAACACCAAUGUACGCACGAGCCAUUUCAGAUAGCCCACCACGAGCAAGUCUCACGCCUGAACAGAGAGAAUUGAAGCGUCAGCGCGACCAUGCAAGGAGAGAAACGAAGACAAGGCAAAGAAGAGAGAGGUCUCUGAGCAACCCGUACGCAUCAAACAGAACAACACCAGACAUGUUACCACGAACUCUCCCAGAUCACUAUUCAAACCCUAAUUCACUCGCUCCAACUCCACUCUUAUCACAAGGUCCUCCCAGUCAUGGCCUCCCCAGUCCAUCUUACCUCGCACCAUACUCACCACAAGUAUCGGUGACUGAUACUACACCUUCCGAUAUGUAUGGUCCAGUCUUUACAAUGGGUCCAAACGAUUAUACACCAAUCUCAGCAUAUUCAGCACCAUACUCAAUGGGAGGCCCCGAUGGUACCCUUCCCUCAUAUGCUCCUAGACCACACUCACUCUCAUCUGCCUCCGAUCAAUCUAGCCUCGGCAGUAUCUAUGUACCACACACGCACUCGCUUUCCCCUUUGACUCCCCUCUCCUCGAUAUCUCAUCCCUCGCCCCUCGAACCUCGCGAUCACGUUCGUGUCGUGCAAUCGCGACCCAAGCCUCAGUGUUGGGAUCAUGGCUGCAAUGGCCGUCAAUUCAGUACCUUCUCCAAUCUUUUACGCCACCAACGUGAAAAAUCAGGUGUAGCGAGUAAAUCUUCAUGCCCCAAUUGCGGUGCCGAGUUCACAAGAACGACUGCUAGAAAUGGCCAUAUGGCACAUGAGAAAUGUAAGCAGAGGAGAAACUCUUAAGCUAGCCCUUCUGUACGGGCUUCAUUUCUUUUCGACGCAGAGGCGCGUUUCAUUUUCAGGGGCUGUGCAACACUGGGCGUGGGUUUGAUUUAUUUGGGGGCUGCUCUUCUUCAUCAUUUACUUGAAUUGGACAUUACAUGCGACCAGACGAGAUAAGACGAGACGAAUAGGACGUCAUGAGAAAGAAUGAAUGAAUUGUAAGAAUAUCGGGUAUCGGGUCAUCUCAUAAUUUCAUCGUCACACUCAUCACCAUUAUCAUAUUCAGGUCUCUGGACUACGGGAGGAGUUAAAAUUAAAGCUGUCACUGGCCGCAUCUAUUUAUUGGGGUUUUGGUUAGGUUUCUUGUUCUGGCUGGAGAAAGAUAUCUUUCGGGUUUUAUGUAUAUGAUCAUCUACUUCAUUUCUCUACACUCUUUCAGGCACUUUUAGUUAUCCGGAUAGCGAGUCUUGUUUUUUGGGAGCGAAAAAAAUGAUUUUGGGUUGUUUUUAUUUAUAUGUUUAUGUUGUACUGGCUUUUCUGGUCUGGUCUUGUUGUCACCUGCAAUCUGCAAUGCUAUACCCCCAACUUUUCCUUGGAAGCAAUUGUCAAUCGUUUUGUUUGGAAUCAAUCAUGGGAUCAAUAUACUAGGUAUACAUUGGGUAUUUGGAUUAAAUGUAUUAUGGCUUUGGAAAUAUGAAAAAGAAUUAAGAUAUCAAAUUAUUAAGACUGGAUGGGCA
Molecule: messenger RNA, 3189 nt
Organism: Botrytis cinerea B05.10
Lineage: Eukaryota; Fungi; Ascomycota; Leotiomycetes; Helotiales; Sclerotiniaceae
Gene: Bcyoh1
Product: Bcyoh1
Exons: 5
Coding region: 1502-2473 (323 amino acids)
Source: RefSeq, a predicted model, not a curated record